AUUAAUGGCAGCCUCCACAAUCGAAAUUCUGUCCCCUGAAUUUUGACACGACAAAUAAUAUUCAAUCGAAUCGAACAUGACACAAGAACUGAUACAGAAUUUGAUAGAUGUUAUGGACAUAGCUCACAGCCAGAGGGCUGAGCUGACAGAAUUAUUGCCACCAUUACAAGAGGCCCAGGAUCAGAUUCACUACAGUAAAAAAGAAUCCUGCCAAAACCUGACAGAUUACUUUGACAAAGUUAAAGAAAAUGUGAUAGAAAAUAUCAACAAGAGGCUUACACAUCUACUGUCAAAAGUGGAGUCUAUAGCUAAUGAGGCAUUAGAGCCACUUCGACAGUGUGAAGAUGUCAUUAAUCAGAGUUUAGCAGCAGCAGCUAGAAUCAUGCAAGAUGGUAAAGCACUUUUGAAUAACAAUCCAGCUGACAAUAUAGAGGGUCUUGUGAAAUUCAAGGACAAUCCAGAUAUAAAAGCACUUAGCAGCAUUCCAGAAGUUCCCAGUUUACCAGAUGUGCCUUACAUUACCAUAGAAGUAUCAUCUGAAUUGGACCAGAAACUAGCAGAGUUUAUUGGUCAGGAGGGUAGAAUUUUAGAAAGAGCUCCAGUUCAGAUAAUUGACAUUAUAGAGAGACCUGGUGGCCUAACUGUUAAAUGGAGUGAAAUUGAUGAGGAAGUAGAACCAGGAGAUUUCUGUUUAGAAUUUACCAGCGGCAAUAUAAAGUUUGACAGUAAAUCAACAACAUUCCACAGUGCAUACAAAGGACCAGCCACAUCUCAUACAGUCAGACAUCUACGUACAAACAUGCCAUACUCUUUCCGUGUCCGAUGUCGAUGUGAAAAUAGCAAUAAAUGGAGUGCCUGGAGUGUACCAAGAGUUGCCAUGACAACUAUACCACAUUAUGAAUGGUCUAUCUGUAAUCCAGAGUAUGACACUAGUAAUGAAAAUAAGACAGCUACAAGGACAAAUGAAGGUGAAACAAAAGUAUUAUACUCCAGUAGUAAUUGCUACCUAGCUGGAGGUUCAGUUACAUUUAGGCUAUUGGAUGCUGGAGAGAGUUCUCCACUUGAUGGAGUAGGAUUAUCUAUAGACAAUCAGGAUACAUCAACACUACAGAGAGAAAAUGCUGUGUUUUUAACAACUAGAGGAUCAGUAUUUGUAAAUGGGCAAGAAAUGAAGAACAAAUUACCAGAUCUGACGAAAGGUUCAAAGUUGAAUGUAGAGACAGAGGUUUUGUCUAGUGGAAAGAUACGGGUCAGUUUAGAGGUACAAGACAAAGCCGUCACAUUCGACUGGAAGAUAAAUGAGGAAUUGAAUAUCACCCAGUUAGCAGGGAUAGGACUAGGAGGAAGUGCAGGCAAAUCAUUAUACUUUGGUAUAAUAUUUAGUCAUGAAGACUGGAAAAUUGGAGUCGAAUGAUAGAACACAUUUUUUAACAUUUAAUGGUAUAGGGAUUUGAAAUAGAAUGAGAUUAAAGUGUUGAGAGUAUAACGUUCAGGGAUCAUUAAAGUACUUAAAUUAUAAAAAAAAUAUCAUAAGCUUUUCUAGUAUUACAAAAAUCUGUAACUUUUCUAUAAAUUUGUAUUUGUUAACAUUAUUUGUGAACAAAGCUCAUAUGUCAUUGGAGACCAUAAAAUGAUAAAAGUCAGAAAAAGCAAGUGGUCAGAAAUCACUGUCAGAGAAAGUUUGGUUUAUUGUUUACAUUUACACAAUUAUAUUAAUUGUCAAGCAUCCGACAAACGACAAUCAUCCGGUAUUGAUAGAUGUGAAUUAAGAAAUUAUUUCUUUGUACAUGUUUGAGUUUUUGCUGUUUCAGUUCUGAAGAAAACAUAUAACAAGUCCAGUGUAAUGUAGUGUUUUUUCUGUUUCUGUCUAUGUUACUUUGACAAGGAAGUUAAAUACAUGAAUUCUGUUCAAUGAUUUUGUUGUUUAAUCAUAUUCCUAAAGAGCCAUCAAAAUCAGAUGUAAUAUCUGUAUUUCUCUAAUUUUUGUGCUAUUUUUACAUUUCUUGAUCGGUGUGAGAAAAAUAUUUUUCAUCACUAGUGAAAUACCCGUUCUCCGCAAAUGAUUGGUCGAAAUUUAAUAAUGGCGUCAAAUUUUCUUGGUUUCUUCUGAAUUUCCUAUUGUGACGUCAUGAAAAAAGGCGACCAUGCCUGAUGCCACAUAUAAAGAACACAACUUUCUGCAAAUCUUUGAAAAGGAAAGAUAAAAAUUAUUAGAGAAACAGAUUCCACUACUAUAACUCGUGUAUUACAAUAUUUCUCCACUCGCAACAGUUAAAUUUUAAUUAUUUAAAAAGCUUGGCAAGCCUCGCGCUUUAAAUAUUAAAAUUUAACUGUCUCGAGUGCAAAGGCAAUCAGAAAAGCAUGCUACACACAAUAGACAAAACAAUUGUUUUAAUAUUAGUCAUGGGCAUGGAUCCUGUUGUAUCUGCUGUACCAAUAGCUGUUAAUAACAUUUGUUUAUACUAUAGUCAUUUAUGAAUAGGACAAUCUUCAUUCAUGUAUAUACUUGGUUCUUACAUUUAUCCAACAUACAAUUGUUUUCAAGUGCCAGUCCAUAUUUCCCACACAUUCAUACUUGCUGUUCCACCUUGUGGGACCUACCUAUUGUAUUACUUGUUAUUAGUUUCUCAUCCUAAAUAUGCCCGAAAUAAUGGGUGCCAAUGGAUGUUAAUCAAGAAACAAUCAAUCAGUCAGUCACAAAAAUGACCAAAUCAUUAUAAUAACCCAAUAUGAUUGUCAGUAUAGCAGGACCAAACAUUCUACCUUAUAUGAGAGUUAUACCUUAAAAGACUUCAGGAGAUGUGAUCUUAAGUGGAUAGAUGGUCAGUCACUUUUACUAUGUCUGUGCUGUCACUUUAGAGCGUUAGACAUUUAUCCAUGGUAGGAUAUUAUUUGCACUUGGGAGUUCAUGAAAUACAAUUAUCUGCUUUGGGCACUAUUUUCCAGUAUGUUUGCAGGAGUUUAUAUUAUUAAAUAUUACACUAGUUUAUGAUGGACCAGUACUAAGAAGUAACAUUUUCCCAUUUGGUCAUAGUAUUAUUGAUUCAUAUGCUUGCUUCAGUUGAAGAGACAGGAACCUUUUCAUGUUUCUAGCUACUGUUAUUUACUAUAUUUUUUUGUUUAUAAUGCAAUGUAGGUGUAUAUUUUAUUUCAGUUUAUCAAGUGUAUUGAUUUUUGCAUAAUACAGUGCCAUGUAACAUUUUUUCAGUGUUUUGUCAAUCAUUAAAUAAGUAAAAUAUAUUACUUGCUCAGAUGGUACAAACAUUGUACUGGAAAAGCAUUGAUUAGACCAUUUAUUUAGAUUUAUUGUGAUUAGCCAUGGGAACAAAACUUGAAGUAUUUUAUGGAGGGAUCAGUUUGUUGAAUUGUGUGUUAUAAUUUGUGGAUUGUUAUAUUUUUGAGUGUUUUUAAUGGUGAAUUAGAUUUUUGUACGAAAAAAAAAAAUAUAAAUAUAUUAUUUUUCUAGUCAUAAUAAUGUACAGAUAUUUGCUUGUUUCAUACAGCUGGUGCUUCCAAUUGUAAACUUUAGUGUGCUUAUUUACAACAGUUUAAUUCAUUUAUAUUUUUUUGUCAUUUUAAAAAUGACAUUUUAUUGAUUUAGAUAUAUUUUAUUUCAUAAGUGCUUAAUAAUUGUGUGUUCAUUUAAUUUUAAAAGACCAUUCUUAGUUUCAGCUCCAACAAAUUUACUGGAAGUGAGACUAAAAUGAUACUUAACUAGAAGCUGCAACGUAAUAGCAUCAACAUUUGACAAAAACAUCUAUAUUUUAUCACUACUCUCACAGUGGUUUACAAAAUUUGUUUCAAGGAAAUCUACUUAGUAAUAAAACUGAUAAAAUUUUAAACCCAACAUCAUGAAAUUUGAUGUUUCUUUGGUAUAUAAAGGUAUGGUUAAUGGUUCAUAAUUAAAGACUUCAUGAAAAUUGAACAACAGAUAAAGUAUUGUUUCUUUGAGAUGUGAAUAUUGUGUUUUAUUUAGUGUAAUACUUUUUCAUUUUCCAAAUAUCAUUAGUUUAUUCAAUUUCUCUAUUUCCCUUACAUAUUCUUUAUAACAUUGUUGAGUAGAAUAUGUCAUUUCAGUUUAUGUAAGAUUAAUUGGUUUAUCUUUUAAAUAACACUAAAUAUGUGUUAAGUGGAGAUACUUUAAUUCUAAACUCAAUUUUUAGAAAAUUAAGAUUUCAUUCUAAUAACCAAUAAAGAAACCAGUCUUGAAGUAUGUAAAAUCUUUUUUGUAAGAAUUAUAAUUGAAAUUUGAGUAAUUACCAAUAUCUGUUUGUUGAACAAUCAAUUUUGUUAUUUGUUUUUAUAACUCAAUAAUUUACACCUGGUUUGAUGAUUACAGGAACUUAAUUUUUCUUUUAAAAUAAAGAGAUAAAAAGUAACUUCUACAAUCCUGAGCAAGACUUCAACUCAGCUUAAUAAUCUCAUUCAACAGUAGACACAAUAUAAUUGCAUUCUCAUACAUUCACUUUUUUUGCAAUAAUCUACCUGUCUAUUUUAAUUUAUGUGUGGUCAAGUAAAUGCAUUUAAGUAAUAUUGUAUUAAAGAAGUUUAUGACAAUGUUAUACAUUGUUGAAAUAAUGAUUAUUAGCUAAUUACUUCUUUAGAAUGAAGUAAUAAUUCCAGUCACUGCUUAAAAUUUGUACAUAUCCAAGAUAUAAAAUAUUAUCAGUGGAUUGUUAUAUUUUUACCAUGCUCAAUAUAAUAAAAAUAUGAUAUAUUA
Messenger RNA from Mytilus californianus (California mussel), 4720 nucleotides. RefSeq names its product cytokine receptor-like factor 3. The transcript is spliced from 8 exons. The coding region runs from base 77 to 1414 and encodes 445 amino acids. Gene Ontology annotation, molecular function: protein binding. Lineage: Eukaryota; Metazoa; Mollusca; Bivalvia; Mytilida; Mytilidae. The record is from RefSeq and is a predicted model, not a curated record.